AUGAUAAGCUGCGAUUUCUUAUGCAUUAUUGUUUUAUUGCAAUUGGACAUGUUUUUCACCCUGUUUAUUCUUCUACAUACUGUGUGUAAAACCAAGGCCUUGGCUAUAGAUCCCUGCUCGGCCUACAUCAGUCUGAACGAGCCCUGGCGAAACACCGACUACCACGUCAACAACUCAGCGGGAGUCCCUCUGUGUGACCGGCAUGUGGCCGGAGAAUGGUAUCGCUUCACGGGGAUGGCCGGCGAUGCUAUGCCCACCUUCUGUAUUGAAGAGAAUCACUGUGGUACUCAUGCCCCCAUUUGGCUGAAUGGCAGCCACCCACUGCUCCGUGACGGCAUUGUCACCGUGCCCGCGUGUGCCAGCUUCAAUAAUAACUGCUGUCACUGGACCGCUAGUGUGGACGUGAAGGCCUGCGCUAAGGGUUAUUACGUCUACCGCCUUCCCCAGCCCUCCGUCUGUUUCCACGUCUAUUGUGGCCAUUUCUAUGACAUAUGCGAUGAGGUGGAGUGUAAUGGGGCUGACUGUCCUGUUGAGCCUGAAUGUCGCUGUCCUAGUGGGACUGUUCUGGGAACUGAUGCACAGACGUGUCUGGACGUAAAUGAGUGUGAGAAGGAGAAUGGGGGCUGUGCAGAAAUAUGCAUCAACACCAAGGGUUCUCGCCGAUGUGAGUGUGGCCGGGGUAAAGUGCUGGACGUGGAUGGAAAGAGCUGUAAGGAGAUUGCUGGAUGUGAACACGUGAAUGGAGGCUGUAGUCAUGGAUGCUCCUCAGGGGACGACUCGUAUUACUGUCACUGUCCACGGGGCUUGACGCUGGGAGAUGACAAACGCAGCUGUCAGGUCCCUGUCCAGUGUGAUCCGAGCUCCAUAGAGGUCUCAGUUCCCAAAGAUCUGGUUGGAGGGCUGGAGCUCUUUCUGUCAAACUCCUCCUGCCGUGGCGUUUCCAAUGGCACCCACAUUAACCUCCGCUUUAGCUUGAAGAGCUGCGGCACUGUAGUGCAGGUCACUGAUGAUAAAAUUGUUGGGACUAACUUGGUGACAGGGCUGCCGAGGUCAAGUCCUGGCAGUAAUGGGGACCUGAUCGUGCGCACCAGUAAACUACUCCUGCCAAUUACCUGCGAGUUUCCACGUCAAUACGAAGUGUCCGACGGUUACCUGCCCAGCCUACGCAACACGGCACUCGAGUUAGCAGGACACAGUGAAGGAGUUUUCCCCUUCACUCUGGAGCUCUUUAAAAACGCUGAGUUUUCCGAACCCUACAGCCAACCUCCUCAACUGCGGCUGCGUGACUCGCUCUACUUUGGCGUGGAACCUCUAGAGCGGGUGGAUGGUCUCAGCGCUUUUGUUGAAAGCUGUUUUGCAACACCCAGCCGCAAGGCUGACCAGGCCUUAAAAUACUACCUCAUUAAAGAUGGCUGCAUUUCAGAUGAAACCGUGCGUCAGCUUUCAGCUAAAGACCAGCUCUCCAAACACUACCAGGUCCCUGUCUUCAAGUUCAUUGGCAAGGACAACAAAGAGGUGUUCCUGCAUUGCCGUGUGCUGGUGUGUGGACAGGCUCAAGGCGAGACUCGUUGUACACAGGGCUGUCGAAAGCGGUUGAGGAGAGAUCUCUGGGUCGAUCAGCACCAGAAGCAAGACGUUCUGUCAAGUGGACCCAUUCACAUACUGCCAGACCCAUGAGACACAACCACCAUCCAACAUGCAUUACUGCUAAUAACCCAUAGCCACACAAACAUAACAGCGCCCUCUACAGGCUAUAAGUUUAUAUACACACAUUCAUACAGUAUAACUGCAGUAAUCUGGCAUUUAUCAGUAACAAGGCACAGUUGCCCAAUCCUUAAAAAGAUAAGCUCUAAGCAUUUGUGGCAUAAUAACAAAAAACACAGAAAUUCAUUUUGACUCAGUAACUCAUUUACUCACUAACUAACCCCAGAGGUCAAACUGAGCCGUGCUGAUCAUAUAUCUGUUAUUCUGCAAUGAUUUUUUGCUUUCCACUGCUUUUGAAACAACAUUUACAAAUCCUUUAGAGACUAUAAACAUAUUCUAACUCAUUCUGAAAAUCUAGGUGAAGUAUAGAGUGUGUAUAGUAAUGCAUAUCUGCCAAUGUGAGCACAGAAACAUAUAAUUUUUUAUUGUAUAGCUUUCACAAUUGAAUACAAAACGUUCACAAAUAAACCUGAGGAUUUCAAUAAAGCUUUUAACAAGACACCAUCUGUGAAAUUGCUGGGUCUUA
Messenger RNA from Triplophysa rosa, 2230 nucleotides. It is a transcript of the gene oit3, whose product is annotated as oncoprotein induced transcript 3. Gene Ontology annotation, molecular function: calcium ion binding. NCBI's taxonomy places the organism in Eukaryota, Metazoa, Chordata, Actinopteri, Cypriniformes, Nemacheilidae. Bases 1 to 1677 code for a protein of 558 amino acids. The record is from RefSeq and is a predicted model, not a curated record. The transcript is spliced from 10 exons.